Messenger RNA from Acanthamoeba castellanii str. Neff, 288 nucleotides. RefSeq lists its product as uncharacterized. The record is from RefSeq and is a predicted model, not a curated record. The transcript is spliced from 2 exons. Bases 1 to 288 code for a protein of 95 amino acids. NCBI's taxonomy places the organism in Eukaryota, Discosea, Longamoebia, Acanthamoebidae.
AUGAGCCUGAUCAUUGACUACUCCAACCCACUCCCUCUCCCCACCCACACUCCUGUGCCAAAGGCCUGGAUGCACUUUGGCAACCAGUUCACCAUGGCUGACAAUUGUGCUGCUGAGAACAAGAAUGUCUUCAUGCUUGCCUUCCUCAGUCUCCUGGUCAGCCUUGAUAUGUUCCAAGAGGUCUACCUGAGCUUUCUGUUGGUUGGGCAUACACAUGAAGACAUUGACCAGCUCUUCUCCACUGCUCAGACAAAGUUCCAUACCUCUUCCAUUCACACCCCAAGGUAA